This is a messenger RNA of Chelonoidis abingdonii (Abingdon island giant tortoise), 1714 nucleotides long. It is a transcript of the gene DHDDS, whose product is annotated as dehydrodolichyl diphosphate synthase subunit. Lineage: Eukaryota; Metazoa; Chordata; Testudines; Testudinidae. Gene Ontology annotation, biological process: polyprenol biosynthetic process. Gene Ontology annotation, molecular function: ditrans,polycis-polyprenyl diphosphate synthase [(2E,6E)-farnesyl diphosphate specific] activity. The record is from RefSeq and is a predicted model, not a curated record. Gene Ontology annotation, cellular component: dehydrodolichyl diphosphate synthase complex; endoplasmic reticulum.
GUGAUGACGUAUGCGGAAGUACACGUCACCCUGCUCGAGAAGCGGCUGGGCGCCGGAGGGAGAGAUCCUCCUGAUUUAUUUGUCCCUCUUUUCAUCUUGCCCCUCAAAAAGAGGCUGUGGGUAAGGCCAUGUCAUGGAUCAAAGAAGGAGAGUUGACCAUCAUGGAGAGAUUUUGUGCCAACAUUAUAAAGGCAGGUCCAAUGCCCAAGCAUGUUGCAUUCAUCAUGGAUGGGAACCGCCGUUAUGCUCAGAAGUGCCACGUGAAGAGGCAGCAGGGGCAUUCAGAGGGCUUCGACAAACUGGCACAGACGCUGCGGUGGUGCUUGAAUCUGGAUAUCCGGGAGGUCACGGUCUACGCAUUUAGUAUUGAGAACUUUAAACGCUCCAAGGAGGAGGUAGAUGGGCUGAUGGAGCUGGCGAGGCAAAAAUUUAGCCGCCUGCUGGAAGAACAGGAGAAUCUGAAGAAGCAUGGUGUGCGUAUCCGUGUCCUUGGGGACCUGCCACUUCUGCCACUGGAUAUUCAGGAAUUGAUUGCCGAGGCUGUGCUGGCAACCAGGAACUACAACAAAUGUUUUCUGAAUGUCUGCUUUGCAUACACGUCAAGACAUGAAAUCAGCAAUGCAGUGAGAGAGAUGGCCUGGGGUGUGGAAGAAGGACUACUUGAACCUAGCGAUGUGUCAGAGUCAUUGCUCGAUAAAUGUCUCUACACCAACAACUCCCCUAACCCAGACCUCCUGAUACGAACCUCUGGAGAGGUCCGGCUUAGUGACUUCUUGCUCUGGCAGACAUCCCACUCAUGCCUGGUCUUUCAGUCUGUGCUGUGGCCAGAAUAUUCCUUCUGGAACUUGUGUGAGGCUAUCCUUCGGUUCCAGAUGAACCACAGCACUUUACAGAAGGCCAGAGAUUUGCACAUGGAGGAAAGGAAGCGGCAGCAGCUGGAAAGUGACCAGGCUUAUGUAACAAACAAGCUGCAACAGGAAGGGCCUGCAUCCCAUGGAGACUCUCAGCACCAACAGACACUAUUGCAGAAAUACACUGCCCUGCGAGAAGAGAGAAUCCAGGGCUUUCUGCAGGCUCUAGAGCACAAAAGAGUGGACUUCCUUGAAAGACUGUGUACAGUGUCUGCAUGACCUGGAUAGGCCUUGUGAUGGUGAAUAUGUGCAGUGUUAGAAAUAACACUACUGCUAGGCCAGAGGAAUUCACUGUGGGGGGAGGACAGUGGUGAUGCAGGACUGGUACAAGAUCUUAUAUCCAAAGUGGCACUAUCCAAAGGGCAGAGGCUGAGUACUAAGAGGCUUUCUACUCCUGUAAAUGCCAUGAGGAAGGUAAUGUCAGGAUGGUCUUGCCUCCUGCCACUAAAAAUGGAGAAAGGAAUGCAAUGCCCCCGCUCUUCUCUGCUGCCUGACACUUUGCAUCUGUGCGUAUUUUUGUGACCAGCAAUUGACUAGAACUAACUUCCAAUGUGGUUAAGUCCCCUUGUGAGUCAGCUGAGGCAAAGCAACCCAAUUCUCCCUUAAAUCUGCCUUGGGACCCUGUGCUUCAAUUUCUAUUGCCACUUUCAGUGAGAUUUGUUUAUUAUAACAACAUGGGUGGUCAGCUUUUCCAAAGAAGCAUGCUAUUCCCAUUCCUUGUGGAAAGAAUUGUUUAUAGUGGCGACAUGCUAUGAGCUGUGACAAAAAAUAUUCAUAAAUCAUUUUCUUGUCGAAUUUUUCCU